Durio zibethinus is the source of this 947-nucleotide messenger RNA. The record is from RefSeq and is a predicted model, not a curated record. NCBI's taxonomy places the organism in Eukaryota, Viridiplantae, Streptophyta, Magnoliopsida, Malvales, Malvaceae.
GGUAGUUCACUUGUUCCCUACAGCUACAGCAACAGCAACAGCGGAGACCAAUGGCCGCCGCAUCCUCCCAAGCCAUAACCGAUUUCUUCCAACCAAACCCAGGCACACCCAAGCGUCAGAAAUUCUCCACUUCUCCCGAUCACCGGCACCAGCCACUUUCCUCUCUCACCACCCAGCAAAAAUAUCGGAUGGAAUCAAACAAAUGCCUGGCCAAAUCAAAACGCAACCUCAAAAUAUGUUCCCAAAAGGUAUCAUCCCAAUCCAAGGUCGAAGGAUCAGGAUACGUCAAACUGGAGGAACUUUUGGUGGAGGAAACGUGGCUUAAAGCCUUACCCAGAGAGCUUCAGAAGCCUCAUGCAACUAACUUGUACAAAUUUGUUGAGAAGGAGAUAUCCAAUGGUAGCGUCCCCAGAUACCCACCCCAGCAUUUGAUUUUCAAUGCCUUCAAUUCUACUCCAUUUCACAGGGUCAAAGCAGUUAUUAUCGGUCAGGACCCUUAUCAUGGACCUGGUCGAGCAAUGGGGCUUUCAUUUUCAGAGCCAGAGGGAACUAAGGCUCCCUCAAGUCUGGUGAAUAUAUUCAAGGAACUUAAGCAAGAUGUUGGGUGUUCAAUUCCAUCUCAUGGAAAUCUAGAGAAAUGGGCUGUUCAGGGUGUUCUUUUGCUCAACACUGUUCUCACAGUUAGGAAGCAACAAGCUAAUUCUCAUGCAAAGAAAGGCUGGGAGCAAUUUACUGAUGCUAUUAUUAAGAUUAUCUCACAAAAGAAGGAAGGAGUUGUCUUCCUCUGGGGGAAAUCAGCUCAAGAGAAAUCCAGGUUCAUUGAUCAGACAAAGCACCACAUUCUAAAGGCAGCACAUCCCUCUGGUUUGUCUGCAAAUAAAGGCUUCUUUGGUUGCAGAAUUGAAAACUUUUCUAAGUUUAAGAUAAAUUUUUCGAUUGAAAUUUAA